AUGGCUGACGGCAACUUCGUCUCGACUCGCCCUCGAAGGCACACAUCGCUGGACAGGACCUUUAGGAAUCCAGGUCACGUCGCUCGCGCUCGCUCAGCCUCCAAUAUACUUGACACCUCGACGGAUGAAUUCAACAGGCGCUUGUACGACCCCAUCCUCGCGCCGCACCUUCAACGCACAAAGCCGACGCAGACUGGCCUCGGCGAGCUGGUGGAUUUCUUAAAGAACCACGCGCCGCCAGCAGACAACUUCAUGUCCAUUCCUGAUUACGAUGACGACGAGAAGCGCAGAUGGCUGAAGUGGGUGAAGAAGAGCCGCUCAGGGCCGAAGCCUCCUCCGAUCAGACUGCCAGACACGGCCGUGUCGGGGAAGACUAUUGGCGGUCAUAGGCACAUUGCCAUCACAAUUCCCUUUGAUGCUCUUCCCAUGGGUGAGAGGCCGCGAUCGCAGUACCCUGUGUAUCACGACGGCACAAGGCUCCCGAGGACUGUGACGAAUGACAAGGGUGUGGUGACAGUUCUGAAGACGGUCAAUGAGAGCGCCGGCGAGUCGUCAGCAUGGAUGUAUGGCCCAUCGAGGCCAUUACCUCGGACACCCUCCUCCAGAGGCGACAGGUCCACUAUCAGGGGAGGUUUGAGUGCGCCACCCAGUCGUGGGCAUGACGAGCCACGGCGGCCAGCGACGACACAAAGCAGCGAUCCUUCAUUCCCCACCAGAGCGUCUUCCAGGGCGAACCAGACACUACACCAACCCAUCUCGAUCGACGGAUUGCUUUCUCGGGCGGGACAUGCAGGUACGACACGGAGAUCUGACCAGUCGAACGCCCGGAAUGAGGCAAGCAGUGCCAAAGUGGUCAAGGUUGAGCCAACGCCAGUGGUUAUCAAUGAUGGAGACGUUGACACGGGAGACGACAAGAAUGAUGAACCGGUGGCCAGGACCGCGCAGAAGAUGGAGAAUCCCCUUGGAUCUCGUCAAUCGGCCACGCCUGAAAUCAACAGGACUCAAAGCCGACGAGACAAGGUCCGCGACAGGAAGAAGCGUGACAUGGAGGCCUUGGUCAGCUCCAAGAAGAAGGGUGACGAGGGGUGCUCGUCUGGCCAGCUCAGCUUUAGCCCGAUUCGUGGCAUAGGCAUAGAGCCUGAAGAUCCGGAACAGGAGGAGACGACUCUCAUCGCAUCACCGUCGACCGAUGCCUACCAUGACGAACAGUUGAACGCGGCUCGUGACAGCCAGCUGACACCUCCCCGCUCACCGGUCGCAAAGCCUGUCGCCCUGGAUCGGACCUCACUCCAUCGUCGUCGCGAGUGGAAGGAAACGCGUCAAGUUCGUCGUCUAUCAAGCGAAUCGCGAGCCGCCGUGCGUGCCCGUGCCCAGGAACUCAUCACUGCCGAUGCGGCGGAUACGUCGACACAAGCGCUCGACAGGGAAAUUCUUCGGCUGUACGAGGCGUACCGGGAACACCGCUUCAAUGAUAUGGAGCGCCGUGUCAGGCUGUUGGAGCGCAAUGGCGAUGUCUGGCUGAGGGCGCUCCUGCCCGUUCUCAAAGGCCUAAACGCCCGCGACCCCAAUCGAGGAUACAUGUCGGAGGAGGAGAUGCCAAGAGCCAGACCAGCUUCCGUCGCACUUCGUCGGGCCCAGAGCUCCCACAGGCCGCCCAGGGAUGGCGGCAUGGUCAGGGCGGACAGUGAGGAUAGUGUCGAUGGCACCACGGAUGGGCUGGACACUGUUGAGCCCCUGAUGCGGGAGCUGGCGGGAGCGGCGAGGGCAAGGCAGAUGAGGGCGGCAAGGGUUUGA
Emericellopsis atlantica is the source of this 1794-nucleotide messenger RNA. RefSeq lists its product as uncharacterized. Bases 1 to 1794 code for a protein of 597 amino acids. The record is from RefSeq and is a predicted model, not a curated record. Lineage: Eukaryota; Fungi; Ascomycota; Sordariomycetes; Hypocreales; Bionectriaceae. The transcript has a single exon.